CCACGUGAGUGCGGACGGAGGGGGAGGACUCAGUGAAGUCUGAGACAGCGGUUCGGUGCCCGCUUUCGGAGUUGUCGGCAGCGAGCGGCGGCGGCAGCAGCAUCAGCACCGGCGGAGCCGGGCAUGGAGUGAAACUCCAGCCCUACUGCAGGACAAUAUUCUGACUAAAACAGCACCAGACAAGUCCAGCCUCUCUGAGGGCUCUACGGAAACAAGAUGGCUAGUGCCUCGGUGAAGGUGGCGGUGAGAGUGCGGCCCUUCAACUCCAGAGAGAUCGGCCGGGAUAGCAAAUGCAUUAUUCAGAUGUCAGGAAACACAACGACAAUUGUUAACCCAAAGCAACCCAAGGAGGUACCCAAGAGUUUCAACUUCGACUACUCCUACUGGUCCCAUACCACGCCUGCCGACAUCAACUAUGCAUCGCAGCAGCAGGUGUAUUGCGACAUUGGCGACGAGAUGUUGCAACACGCCUUCGAGGGCUACAAUGUCUGCAUCUUCGCCUAUGGACAGACUGGGGCGGGGAAAUCGUACACCAUGAUGGGCAAACAGGAGAAGGAGCAACAAGGAAUCAUCCCCCAGCUGUGUGAAGACCUCUUCGGCAAGAUUAAUGACAGUGCAAAUGCCAAUCUUUCCUACUCUGUGGAAGUCAGCUACAUGGAGAUUUACUGUGAACGUGUGCGAGACCUACUGAACCCCAAAACCAAAGGAAACCUUCGAGUUCGAGAGCACCCCAUUCUAGGCCCUUAUGUGGAGGAUCUCUCUAAACUUGCUGUGACUUCCUAUAAUGACGUCUCAGACCUCAUGGACUCAGGCAACAAAGCCAGAACCGUGGCUGCUACAAACAUGAAUGAAAGCAGCAGCCGAUCACACGCUGUGUUCAAUAUCAUCUUCACACAGAAAAUACUUGACUCCAAUGCAGAAUCAUCCUCUGAGAAGGUGAGUAAAAUCAGUUUGGUUGAUCUUGCUGGAAGUGAAAGAGCAGAUUCCACAGGAGCAAAGGGAACACGGUUAAAGGAAGGAGCAAAUAUAAAUAAAUCCUUGACAACUCUGGGCAAGGUCAUCUCAGCGCUGGCGGACGUGGAUUCUGGAUCAAAUAAGAACAAGAAAAAGAAGAAAACAGAUUUCAUCCCAUACAGAGACUCUGUGCUAACGUGGCUCCUACGGGAAAACCUUGGGGGCAACUCUCGGACUGCCAUGGUGGCCGCCCUUAGUCCAGCCGACAUCAACUAUGAAGAGACACUCAGCACCCUGAGGUACGCCGACCGUGCUAAGCAGAUCCGAUGCAAUGCCGUCAUUAAUGAGGAUCCCAACAACAAGCUGAUCCGGGAAUUAAAGGAUGAAGUCUCCAGACUGAGGGAUCUGCUCUGCACUCAGGGAUUGGGCGACAUUAUUGAUCUGACUCCGGUGCCCGAUGACACAAGAAGUGGAAGAAAAUUGUCCGGAUUGGUGGCUGGAGUGAGUCCCUCGCCAUCCCUGUCUGCUCUGUCCAGUCGCGCUGGUUCCGUGUCUAGCCUGCAUGACCGGCUGAUGAUUGCUCCUGGCAGUGAUGAAGCCAUUGAACUACUCAAGGAGACAGAGAAAAUAAUUGCUGAACUGAAUGAAACAUGGGAGGAGAAACUGCGCAGAACAGAAGCUAUAAGAAUGGAAAGGGAGGCUCUGCUUGCCGAGAUGGGCGUAGCCAUGCGUGAAGAUGGUGGCACCUUGGGUGUUUUCUCUCCUAAGAAGAUUAAACGGAGAAGAGCAGCUCAGAUGUUGCUGGAGUCUCUGGGGGUGUUCUCUCCCAAGGAGACGCCUCAUCUGGUGAAUUUGAAUGAAGAUCCACUGAUGUCCGAGUGUCUUCUGUACUACAUCAAAGAUGGAAUAACAAGAGUUGGGCGUGAAGAUGCAGAACGGCGGCAGGAUAUAGUACUGAGUGGACAUUUCAUUAAAGAAGAGCACUGUAUCUUCCGAAGUGAUGUCAAGACAUUAGGUGAAGUGAUUGUCAUUCUUGAACCAUGUGAAGGAGCAGACACAUACCUCAACGGAAAGCAAGUGACUGAACCAACUGUACUUAGAUCAGGGAACCGCAUCAUCAUGGGGAAAAGCCAUGUUUUCCGUUUCACUCACCCCGAACAGGCCCGUCAAGAACGCGACAAGACACCCUGUGCAGAGACUCCCGUUGAGCCUGUGGACUGGGCUUUUGCCCAGCGGGAAUUACUGGAGAAGCAGGGCAUUGACAUGAAGCAGGAGAUGGAACAAAGGUUGCAAGAACUAGAAACUCAGUACCGGAGAGAAAAGGAGGAAGCUGAUUUACUGUUAGAACAGCAGCGACUGGACUACGAAAGCAGACUGGAAGCUUUACAAAGGCAGAUGGAUUCCUGCUUUUACCCAGAAAAUGUACAGGAAGAUGAAGAACCAGAGGAGGAAGUGCAAUGGACGGAGCGGGAGUUUGAGCUGGCACUGUGGGCAUUCCGAAAAUGGAAAUGUUACCAGUUUACCUCCUUGCGGGACCUUCUUUGGGGAAAUGCCAUCUUUUUGAAGGAGGCCAAUGCCAUCAGCGUCGAGUUGAAGAAAAAGGUGCAGUUCCAAUUUGUGCUCCUCACAGACACAUUGUACUCCCCGCUACCUCCUGACCUCAUGCCCCCAGAUGCAGUUAAGGACAGAGAGAAGCGUCCAUUUCCACGCACCAUUGUGGCAGUGGAAGUCCAAGACCAGAAAAAUGGAGCAACGCACUACUGGACCCUGGAGAAACUCAGACAGAGACUAGACCUGAUGCGUGAGAUGUAUGACCGUGCCGCUGAAGUGCCUUCCAGUGUGGUCGAUGACUGUGACAAUGUUAUGACGGGUGGAGAUCCAUUUUACGAUCGUUUCCCAUGGUUUCGGUUGGUCGGAAGUACUCCCAUUUUCAACACUUGCAUGACUGAGCGCAUGGCUGAUCUCACCCCCUCCCCCACCUUCUCGAACCCUGACUCUGACAUCACUGAGCUCGCAGACGAGCGCCAUGAUGGAAAGGAGGAGGAGGAGGAGGAGGAUGAGGAUGAGGAUGAGGAUGAGGAGGAGCUGGACGAUGAAAUCUUUCUGGAUGAUCCCUUUUCUGACCUGGGGGGAGACGAAGGGUACCAGUUCCACCAUGAUGGCCAGGACCCGUUUUACGACCGCUCACCCUGGUUCAGUUUAGUGGGAAGAGCAUUUGUUUAUCUCAGUAACCUGCUGUACCCCGUGCCAUUAGUACACCGUGUGGCAAUAGUCAGUGAGAAGGGAGAGGUCAAAGGAUUUCUACGUGUAGCUGUCCAGGCUAUUUCUGCUGACGAGGAAGCCCCAGACUAUGGUUCUGGGGUUCGACAGUCAGGAACAGCUAAAAUAUCUUUUGAUGACCAGCACUUUGAGAAGUUUCAGUCGGACUGCUGUACCUCUGGAAUGUCUCGCUCAGGCACGUCACAGGAGGAGCUGCGCAUUGUUGAAGGACAAGGUCAGUCAAGCGACUCAGGCCCUUCAGCCGACGAGGUUAACAACAACACCUGUAUAGCCACCCAGGAGGAUCUGGAGAGUCCAUUGAAGUCACCAGUAGAUGCCCAGAUAGAUGGGCUAGUAGAGCAUCUCAGGAUCGGCAGCAACUUCACUUUCAGAGUGACUGUCUUACAGGCAUCAAGUAUUUCCGCUGAAUAUGCCGAUAUCUUCUGCCAGUUCAAUUUCAUCCAUCGCCAAGAAGAAGCCUUUUCUACGGAGCCAUUAAAGAACACAGGCCGAGGACCCCCACUGGGUUUUUACCAUGUGCAGAAUAUUGCAGUGGAGGUGACCAAAUCUUUUAUUGAGUACAUCAAGACCCAACCCAUUGUCUUUGAGGUUUUUGGACACUACCAACAGCACCCGUUCCCACCACUAUGCAAGGACCUCAUCAGUCCUUUAAGACCUUCUCGCCGGCAGUUCCCUCGGGUGAUGCCCUUGAGUAAACCAGAGAAUGAGAAAGCACUUGUUUUAAUUAAACACCUGAUGCCUGAUGGGUUGAACCUCCCAUUCCUGGACUCGCUGUCCAUGCACGCUGUGUCUGCUGCUAGUGUUGCUGUUUCCUAUCUCUCCGAGGAGGAGGAUUAUGUCCACUUGCCCCUUCCCUCUUCCCUUGGCUGUGCUGUCAUGAAAGCCCAGACACAUGUGCCAGCGACCAAGUUGAGCACCAUGAGCCGCCCCACUGCAGGGCAGUGUCAGGGCAAAUAUGACCUGCUGGUAUUCUUUGAGAUCUGUGAGUUGGAGGCUACUGGAGAGUAUAUUCCCGCUGUAGUCGACCACAGAGGUGGAAUGCCCUGUCAUGGAACUUUCCUACUGCACCAGGGAAUCCAAAGAAGGAUAACAGUUACUAUUGUGCAUGAGACAGGAAGUGAUAUACAUUGGAAGGAAGUACGAGAACUGGUUGUGGGUCGGAUCCGGAACACACCAGAGUCAGAUGAUUCUAUCAUCGAUCCCAACAUCCUGUCCUUGAAUAUUCUAACGGCAGGCCACACACAUCCAUCCCUGGAGGAUAGGCAAUUUCUUGAUUCGGAUAUGCCUAGCAUAACACAUGGAAAUGAUAAUAGAACCUUUUACCGAUUUGAAGCAGGCUGGGACAGCUCCAUGCAUAACUCCCUGCUGCUCAACAGAGUGACCCCAUAUGGAGAGAAGAUCUACAUGACAUUGUCUGCAUAUUUGGAGAUGAAAGACUGCACACAGCCUGCUGUCAUCACCAAAGACUUCUGCAUGGUUUUCUACACCCGCGAUGCCAGGCUGCCAGCCUCCCGUUCCAUCCGAAAUCUAUUUGGCAGCGGAACACUUAAAGCUUCAGAAAGUAACCGAGUGACUGGUGUGUAUGAGCUGAGCCUGUGUCGGGUGGCAGAUGCAGUGAGCCCAGGCAUGCAGCGAAGACGCAGGCGGGUCCUCGACACCUCUGUCGCCUACGUCCGUGGGGAGGAGAAUCUGGCUGGCUGGCGGCCCCGGAGUGACAGUCUCAUCCUGGACCACCAGUGGGAACUGGAGAAACUCAGCCUAUUACAAGAGGUGGAAAAGACCAGGCACUACCUGCUAUUGCGUGAGAAGUUGGAGGCCACGUUGAGGUCAGGCUGUGAGUCUGUGUCCUCGUACACCAGCGAAGAUCUCAGUGAAUCCCAGAGCAUCUCAUCAUACAGCUUGCACUCUACAGGAAGCAAUGACAUGCCAACCUCCAGCUAUACCACCACCGAGCGCCAGAAAGAGCUGGCAGCUAAGUGCCUCCGACUCUUGUCCCACACAUUCAACAGGGAGUACAGCCAUGUCUGUAUCAGCGCCAGUGAGAGCAAGCUAUCUGAGAUGUCUGUUACAUUGACGAGGGACACAUCAUUUUCUGCACUGAGCAACACGACGCUGCCUCCAUCGUCCACCUGUCCCUCACUAUUGGAAGGACAAUUCAUCUCAGAGCUGAGGACUCCUGAGACCCAAUCCAGAGCGAUUAGUCCAGAUCCCGAUUCACUACAAGAUGGAGUACUCAAGAAAUCUCCUGUGCUGGGCAAGGAUGAGAAAGGAGGCCCUCGCAUGUUUGUGGCUGAUAUCCAAGAGAUCCGAGUGAGUCCAAUUGUAUCGAAGAAAGGGACCCUACAUUUCCUGGAGCCCCAAACCAACGGCUGGGUGAAGCGCUUUGUAGUCGUGCGGCGGCCAUACGUUUACAUUUAUAACACCGACAAGGACACGGUGGAGAGGGCCAUCCUUAACCUGUCUGCUGCCCAGGUGGAGUACAGUGAGGAUCAACAGGCCAUGCUAAAGACUCCAAACACCUUUGCUGUGUGCACUGAACAUCGCGGGAUACUGCUACAAGCAUGCAACGAUAAAGAAAUGCAAGACUGGCUUUAUGCCUUCAACCCCCUCCUUGCUGGUUCAAUCAGGUCAAAGCUGUCCAGAAGGAGGAGCAGUCAGAUGAGGAUCUGACAUAAAUCCAUGAUCAGCUUGAAUUCCACUGCAAACAUCAGAUUGGACACUUAUGUACAUAGUCAACCUAGCCUUUCCAGAAUUGAUGUGAAUGCCCAUCUAAAUGCCUGCUCUACGUGUAGUAAUUUAUUGAGGAUUAAAAAUUAAUAGUUGUGUGAAAGCAAAAACCGUGUCGCUGGCGCCGGGGAGUGCCGUGUUCCGUGUGCGUGUGAUGCUCUGUGUGUCUUCAGCAAGCAGUUGGACAUUAGUGACGAGCGAGUUCCUGACCAUGGACACUAGAUGCUGUCGUGCUCCUUAUGUAUUUGUUUUGAGGAAAGGGGGGGGGGGGGGGGGGGGGAAAGAAGACCAUGAAGACAGUUUGUGGCAUCCAAACUAUUCCCUACAGAGAAAUGUCUGAUUGGGACGUGAGUGUACCGUUAGGCUCAGAGCUCUUCAUUGGGCCGUGAGACCUUUGGGAAUGAAUGGAGAGCUGAUGGGAAAAGUGACAGAGAUCAGUAAGUGAUCUGUAAUGCUCCUUAUUGGUUGGUUCGUUCUCGCCAACGCCCCAUGCUGAUUUGCAUCCGCUUAAAGGUGAAUCUUCACCAAAGGCUCUGUGAAUAGUACGAGGUUUGUGGCCGAAAGAGCUGUCAGGUUAUUUUCUGCAGGAAGGGAUGACCUAUCUAUUGGGAGACAUGAGCAUUGAAGAAGAUUUACAAAACUGGAAUUGUGGGGUAGUAAAAGGGUUAAUAUUGUAUAUAUAUCAUGUUUAGCUCUAUACUGAUAAUGUAUUCUUAAUCUUUAAUAAGAAUUGUUUCUGCUGAAGUUGUAUAGUAUUGUCUGCCCCUCCUCCCCAGGUGCAAAUAUUUGGGUAGCGUUUGCCUUGUUGGGAUUUUCAUGAAUCAGUCAGCACCCACACCCUUUCUAUGUCUGAACGAUUCAAGAGCAGAAAUCUGACUUUGGUCACCAGUACUAAAUGCAUGCGGAACACCAGCUGCCAGCUAUGCUUCGCACCAUUCGAUGCUGAAUGAGGCGGUAUGUACAGUUAGUAGCCACUCGCGCAUCUAGUGCCACUGACCUUAAACAGAUCAUUUCCCCUGAGUGUUUUGUAAAUUUGUGGCUGUAGAAAGAAACUGCUCAUUUGCUGUACUCUUGUCUUUGGAGGAGAUGCUGACUGCCUAACGCCUGUACCAGUAUGACCCUCAAUUGUUGACCCUCAAUGGACUCAAUAUAGCUGCCCAGAUUGGGGAUGGGGGGUAGGAAUACAAUAAUUCAGAUUGUUUUUUUUAAUGGUUUUGCAUUAGCUGCUUCUAACUACCAAUGUUACUACCUCUCUGACCCCACCGGAAGAUGUCUUUCAUAUUUGGGUGGUGUAGGGAUCAGAGAAGCCAUCUAGAGCAAUUGGCUCCAGUGGUCUCAGAUCUAUCAGUGGAAGUGAGCAGCCCAAGAUGCAUCUGCUUUAGAGCUUUCAAGCUGUGUGCAGAUCGCCACACAUUUAGUCAUUCCUGUGUAUCACAAUUUUAUUUACAGAUGGCAUUAAUCAUCAGCAGGCAACUAUGUUGCCAGUGUUAUAAGCAAAUUGAGUAUUCAUGUCAAGUGGCUCUUGAUCAGGACCAAACAGCUCCAACAUGCUGCAAAUACUGGAAUGGAAUUGUUGCUUUGGAUGUUGGUCAAUGGAGCCCCAACAAACACAGCCCUCUGUGGGCUGUCGGGUCAAGGUGAUAAAGAUCUCCACAAGUUCCUCAUGGUGCUUUAUUUAAACCAAAAAGACGAUCACCAACACCCCAUCCUCAACAGGUGGAAAAGAUGCACCAUCUGCUUCUCGGGUCACUGCAACAAUACCUUAAAGUCCAGCAUUAAGUAAAAGUUGUGUAUUAAGGUUGCUGUGUAAUUAAAAGAAGCUUACUGCUAUGCAUAUAUUGCACCCUCUAUUGUUACGUUCUACAGAUUAUUGUAACAGUCAAAACAAUAUGGAUGCAGGCAUAAUCAAUUUGCUGCUAAAUGGAACACCUCAAAGUAGUUCACUCUGAAGUGUUAACUAACUUUGAGCCUGCAGAUUAUAUACUGGGUUUUAUGGGGAGUCUUUGGAUAAACCAAAGCUCUUGAGGGGUUGGGUAGCAUCUGAGUCCUAGUCAGUAACGUUCCAACAUUUUAGAUACCGUGCCUCAGCGGAAGCUUAUCAAACCAAGAAAGCAACUUACCAUUCGCAACGGAAAUUUUCAAUUGCACAUUGGUGUGUGCGUGUGUGUAUGUGUGUCUUCACCUGUGGUAAACUUGCAUUUUCUAUCAGGUGAGUGAUGUGCUCUUUCUCACGUUCCAUGCACAAGAAGACUGUCCUGUUGCAAUAUAUGUUCAUGUAGCCCCUUCUCCCUCUCUCACUCCAAACCCUCCCUUCCCUACUGCUUUGGAGAUCACUUUCCUUUCCAUGUAUCUGCAUUUGACGUGUGUUUUCCCCCCACGGGUGUCUGCUCAGUAACUUCAAUUACAAAGUCUAAUUCGGAGAAGUUUGAUGUCUGACUCGCUUGUCAUUGGUGACGAUUAAGGGAAAGUAGUUUGGAGUCUGUGUGAAUUAUUAAGUUAAAAUAUUUGAAGCAUAACUAGAGCUUUACAUUAUCUGGCACAGCUGUUUCAAUGUAUCAAUCAUCUCCGCAUUCGAUAACACCACAGUUUGAGAAUAGAUAACAGAACAGACAAUUUCCCCACCUGCUAAUAAGACUUAGGAAGAACUGCAACAAUGAACAAUCAGAUGUAAAUUAUUAUUAUUUUAUAGGAUUUGGUCUCAAGUCAAUAUUAAUAAUACAAGAUAAUGUAUACUGCUAGUCCCUUUUUAUCUAGGAUGACCUGAAGACUGGGAAUGCUAUUUUGAAGGGAUUUUUGAUGUGACAGGUAUAACCUUGGCCAGCCAGUCUAUGGAUUAUAUCUGACCAUAAUAUUAGAUGUGAAAGUUCCAAAGUUUCUACCCUACAAAGCAACUCGAACCAGGCGCUGUGUCUUAGGCCAACCAACCUACAGAGCACACCCAUAUUUGGAAAGGUCAGGGGGGGGGGGGGGGGGGGGGGGGGUGCAAAUAAGAAAGGUGAAGCAUUCUCACUUCCACCAUCCUUGACCAAUGAUUGCUGUUUCCCAUGGGAUAAUUGCCCAGUCUUUCACCAGAACAAUGUCCAAAUGCACUAGCUUUACCAUUCUCUUCAAUUGCAGUUCUUAGGCAACAUAUUAUUUCCACAAACAUAUCAACAAUCCUAAUGCAUUAACUUACAAAUGCUAUCUAAAAAAACUCAAUUUCUUUCCCUCGGCAGAACAUGGCAUAAGAAAAUUUAAGAAAAUGGGAGGGAAAAUUCAACCUUAAAGCUCAUCCCCAUCUCAUAAAUCAAUGCAGUGUAAAUAUUUUCCAGCUCUAGCCUUCAAGUAAAGCCAUGCAUCUUCUCUGGUAAUCCCAUGACAUAACCUAUGUAUUUCCUUACCAUUUCUUUAUCAAAUCCAUGAACAUCAGCUACCGAUAUUCUCGUCAUAUCCUCCAAACCUUCAAUGGAAACAGACAGAAUUAUCUAUUGAUGUCAGUUCUUGAUCAUAUUAACUUUUCUCUUUUCUUUGUCUGUUAACUGUUAAAUUAUAAAACAUAUUUCCACAAUUCACUUUUCAUGUCAUCGUUUUUACCUUUUUCCCCUCACAGAUUUGUAUUCUACAGUUUAAAAAAUGGUUUCAAUCAUUUUGUUUUUUAAAUACCUACUUCCCGCUUUUGCCAGUCUCUGUGGGCAGAGUAUGGGGAAAUAAUAGUUCAAUAAAUACAGUAACAUCUGAAAUUAUUAAACUCCAUUCCAUUGGUUUGUAUAGUAACCAGUGCAUAUCAGCUGAGAUGUACCAUAUGUUUCACUCAGCUCUCAAGCCAUCCUGCAAAAUGGACACCAGUAACCCACAGGCAGUAAGAUAACUGAACAAGUACACAAAAAGUGAUAAGUCACAGGAUGUGCAUGGUUGUUGUUGCUUGUUUAGAAAGGAUGCCAGUUACAACUUGCUCAGUUGGAUAAGGCUUCACUAGAUGGCAACAGUAUAAUCAAGCCGGUUCCAUUUAUUCUCCCGUAGAGAAGGGGGAGCUGGGACAACCGUGGACAAUUGCUUUUAUACGUCCAGCUCAACUUCCCAGUCACACAGAGCUCGUAUGACUAUUUAUUGUGGAAGAGAGAGCAACUUUGUUGUGCUCCUCCUCCCCCACCCUAUCGAUCUCCAUCCCCAACCUACUACCAAAUAUGAAUCAUAGCAUCAGUGAAUUGCAGGGGUUGGAUACUGCAUAAAACCUAAGGAGGGGAUUUGUAAAUAUUCCAAAACAUUUUGCCAGAUAGCGAUAACGAUUGGCAUCAUGAUAACACAUAAGAAAUUACUUCAGCACUGACUCUUCUAAAAACUCAGACCCAGGACAUUUAAGUCAGACAGAAAACUUCUAUAACAUCAAAUUUCAAUCUGGAUAGACUUGCAACCCUUGUCUACGUAAUGGUGAACUAAUAGAAUGAUCUGGUUUCUUACUUCUGUUGUCAGUUAAUCUGUGCCUCUUCCCUCAGUGCCCCAGCUUUGUACAUUUUGGAAGCCGCCUCUGAUGUUGUAUAUACGUGAUGGCUGUGACAACUGUACAAUAUAUCUACACGCUGUCUCAGAUGGUCAAUAGUCUCUUGAAGUGUAAACCAUGGGUGUUGGAAUUAGAGUCUUCAGAUGUUUGUGAACACUUUAAUGCAUUGUCAAUAAAAAAAUAAACGUAAAUAUGCAGUUCUGAACAAGCAA
Messenger RNA from Leucoraja erinaceus (little skate), 10650 nucleotides. It is a transcript of the gene kif1aa, whose product is annotated as kinesin family member 1Aa. NCBI's taxonomy places the organism in Eukaryota, Metazoa, Chordata, Chondrichthyes, Rajiformes, Rajidae. Gene Ontology annotation, biological process: cytoskeleton-dependent intracellular transport; microtubule-based movement; vesicle-mediated transport. The transcript is spliced from 53 exons. The coding region runs from base 217 to 5904 and encodes 1895 amino acids. Gene Ontology annotation, cellular component: dendrite; microtubule; kinesin complex. The record is from RefSeq and is a predicted model, not a curated record. Gene Ontology annotation, molecular function: ATP hydrolysis activity; microtubule binding; plus-end-directed microtubule motor activity.